Molecule: messenger RNA, 477 nt
Organism: Schistosoma turkestanicum
Lineage: Eukaryota; Metazoa; Platyhelminthes; Trematoda; Strigeidida; Schistosomatidae
Source: the annotation of a GenBank genome assembly
AUGAGCGGGUCACUAAAGAAAUAUGAAGAUGUAGUUGAAAGACUGUCAACGCCCACUUUCAGUUGUAGUUCAACUGAAAGAUUACCUCCACUUCCACCGAUUUUGAAGCCCGAAGUUCCAUCCUCACUUUACACUAUAGUCACACGAAAUGCUGUUCAUCCACCCUUAAUGAAUGCUUCUACCCUGACAAAAGCUUCGCCAUUCAAGGAACAAAAACACUGUCGUCCUCCAAGUCACUCCAUUGGAAACAAUUUUUCUCCAAAUGCUGCUAACUUAUCAAUGCAAAAUCUAACUAAAUCUGGUGAAAUAUCUAAGAUUCGAGCAAAGCUAACGAAGAAAAAAGAUGAAUCUAAGAGCAAGGACAAUUCUAGAGCUGUGUCUCCAGAAGAGCAGAUUAAUCAAAUGAAAACAUUAGAGAAAGAAAGAAAUGUCAACCGUCAGAAACCAUCAGAGAGAGAUCUAGAAGUAACAGAAUGA